UAUGGGCAAUCCAGAGGCACCCUCUAAAAUUAUGGACAGUCCAGAGGCACCCUCUAAAAUUAUGGACAGUCCCGAAGCACCCUCUAAAAUUAUGGACGGUCCCAAGGCACCCUCUAAAAUUAUGGACAGUCCCGAGGCACCCUUUAAAAUUAUGGACAGUCCCGAGUCACUCUUUAAAAUCAUGGACAGUCCAGAGGCACCCUCUAAAAUUAUGGACAGUCCAGAGGCACCCUCUAAAAUUAUGGACAGUCCCGGGGCACCCUCUAAAAUUAUGGACAGUCCCAAGGCACCCUCUAAAUUUAUGGACAGUCUCGAGGUACCCUUUAAAAUUAUGGACAGUCUUGAGGUACCCCAUUCUAAAAUUUUUAUAGAAUUCAGCAACAUCCACACAUGUAGGACA
Staurois parvus is the source of this 400-nucleotide messenger RNA. The record is from the annotation of a GenBank genome assembly. Lineage: Eukaryota; Metazoa; Chordata; Amphibia; Anura; Ranidae.